AUGAGAUUCUCAGCUCCGAUCGCACUUACCUUCACCCUUCUCACGACUCUCGUCGCUUCCAGCCCCCAUGCAGGUGAUUCAAAGCAUGGUGGACUAUCUCUCCGUGGGGAGAGACCAUUAGCUCGAGGUGCGGUGGGAGUAUACCAACGACAAACUACGGGUGACGCGGACGAUUCGGGAGAUGCUACUACUUCUGAUGGUGAUGCCUCUGGAGAUGGGGAUGACGGAUCUACUUCUACGGAUGAAGGUGACGGUACAGAUACAACCGAUGGAUCUGAUGGAUCUGAUACCGCUGCGGCUACUCCUACGUACACUUAUGAUGGUACAGGUGGAGAAGCAGGUGAUAGUGGACCAGCUCUUACAUAUACUGAUCCCGGUACUACUCCACCUUCCAACGAUCUCACUUCAGCUACGGCGGCCAACGUCGAAGCUACAUCUGCUGAUCCAAAUGCCCAACCUUCAUCUGCACCUACCACUUCGUCCUCCCACUCUGGACUUACCAAUUACAAUACCACUACUAGGAGUCAGACUGUCAGUCUUGUAGGAACCAGUGCCGCUCAGACCUCAACAAGAGCUUCCGGUUCAUCUUCAGCCUCUGCGUCUCAAGCCAACUCUGGUGCAUUCCCCUCUACUAUGCCUAACAUCUCACCACUUUCAUUGAUCACUGUGGUCUUAGCUGGUGGAUUGGGAGUUAUCAGAGUCCUCGUCUAA
Molecule: messenger RNA, 711 nt
Organism: Kwoniella mangroviensis CBS 8507
Lineage: Eukaryota; Fungi; Basidiomycota; Tremellomycetes; Tremellales; Cryptococcaceae
Exons: 3
Coding region: 1-711 (236 amino acids)
Source: RefSeq, a predicted model, not a curated record